CGUUCAGCUCGGCUACGAUGCGAUAUGCAUUAUCGACGGAGGCGAUGAUCUCAAAAUUCUACUCCCGAACUCGUCGCUACGAUUUAGCGCCAUGUUUUUGGUAUCGCCUAAAACCGUAGCGUUGUGUAUCUCCCUACUCAUCUCUGUUAUUAUGUCGAUAAGUCGUCAUUUCAUAUGUAUAUCGUGGUUAAGCUUUAUACGAGACAAUGGCUGUGAAAGAAUAAAAUUAUUUCUAAAUAGUUGUAUAUCCAUUGUGUAUUUGAAGAAAGUGUUUUUCCUGUUUUCAAAACUUUGAAUUCAUAAAUUCGAAUAUCAUUGUUGAUCUUUGUUGUGUCCACUGGUCUGUUGUCAUUUUUAUGGUGUAAUGCAAGUAGAUUAGUUUUUGUACUGAAUAUGUUUUGUUAGUGUUAUCAUGCUACAUAAUGCAAUAUCUCGUUCUGCUUGCAAUAAUUUUGACAUGGAUGGCAGACAGGCUGAAAUGUUCCACAAUGAAUGGUAUUUUGAAUCCAUGGUCAGGGGGACCUUUGAUAAAACUUGAAAUUUGGCCUGAAAUUAUGAAUUUUUCUGAACAUAAGGUCAUAUUUCGUAGAAAAAAUGAAUCUCUUAAUAUGACUUGCACAGCUGUUUAUCAAAAUAAUGACAAAAAAGAUCCACCAUUGUUUGAAUAUACUGUUGAUUGGAUUAUACCUGCUCAUAUACAGAAUGGGAAUAGACUUUAUAGUGAAGCUAGAGUGGAACGAGGACAAGCUCCAAAUACUGCUUGGUUAUGGUUUAGUGAUCUUACUGAGAAAGAUGCUGGUGAUUAUAAAUGUAUGGCUGUUGCUUUUAAUUCAACUAUUCAAAAAUCACUCUCCACCAGCAUACGAUUAUCCGUCAAACCCAAAUAUAAACAAUGUGGUCCGUUAUGGUUUAGAUGCCAUAAUACAAUUUGUAUCAUGAACCGUUUUGUAUGCGAUGGUAAAAAAGAUUGUGACGAUGGUGAGGAUGAAAGUCAAGCUGCUGGUUGUGGUAAAGAUCCUUGUGCUGGAAAAAUGUUUUGCUAUGGAAGAUGCAUGCCACCUGAAUGGUGUUGCGAUCAACAUAACUGUACUGCUACUUCGCAAUUGGCUCAUCCUGAACCAUCUCCUGAUCAUCCACGAUUUACGGAUAUAGGUUUCCUUCAAAUAACAAUUUACACAGUAAUUGGAUGUGCAAUGGCCUUUAUGUUCAUAGUAACUAUAUUAGUGAUAGCGAUAUGUAGAGUACAAAUGAAAAGAGCAAUGAAUUCACGAUGUUCUCAGCAAAUGCGAAUUGGUUGUUCCCGCACACGUCAUACUGUACCACUCUAUGAUCUUGAUGUGUAUUUAAAUAGAACAACGGCUGCAAAUCGACCUGGAGGCGUGAGUUUUAUGUAUAACAUAAACGGUGAAGUACAAUUCGUAGGACGCCCUGUAGAGCCGCCACCGUAUUCUGAAGUUGUCGCUGUUCCACCAAGAGAAGGUCCUCCACCUCCAUAUGUAUCUUGUGAAAAUUUAUUGGAGCCUCCUGCAAUCCAAAGAACCUCAUCAUUUCCAAAUUCCAAUGCAUACACUGCAGAAAAUUCACAAGCAAUAACUAACGAACGUAACGUAAGUAAUGAAAAUACGGAUUCAUCGACUACUAGAGUCUCUUCCAGUAUUCAAUCAGGUGCAAAUUUUCCGAAUAUACAGUGCUUUACGUCCGGUCAAAUACCAAGACCUCAAGUACAACCCGGUUUUGGAAUAUUUAAUUUUAAUCUUAAUUGCGACAAUAUAUCAAACGCGACAUUUAACAUUUCGGACAACGUUACUUUGAACGCAAGCGGUAAUUCUGACUCUAGUAGCACCGGGUCGGCUGGUAGUUUUACAAUUGCAAGAAAUAUCACGUCGCACUCACAGAAUUUUGAACCCGAGUACAUGGAAACGGAUUCUCUGCUGACGGAUAGUCAUCAUAACGUUGAUGCGCAACAUCCAGUUCAAGUCUCCAGAAAUGGCGACAGUCGCUACGUAUUUUUAGACAACCGUCGUACGGGACGUUGUGCAAAUUCGAGUACGGAUGAUACUCCUCGACACUGGCGCGAGGUUGAAAGAAGUUUAUCCGGAAGUGAAGAUCGCACAAGAGCCUAUCGUUCCAGAAAUUCAGAAAACGAAGGGAUUUUUUUGGAAACUGAACAUGUCUUCGAUCCGAUUGAUAGUAUUUCUAAUGACACUAGCAAUGCUGCUGCACCCUUGCCAUACUUUCUAAAUAGUGAUUCAACGAUUAGUGGCUUUAAAGACUUAGAUAUUAAUCCAAGCUCUUCUACGAUGACGGUAGACGAAACUGGUUCCACAGGUCUAGUCAGUAACAAAAGAGACUUAGCGAAGGGACAUGUAGAAAAAUAUGGUAUCAUAUCAAAGGUAUCGGCAGAUGUAAUUAAUUCGAAAUUAAAUGAUAACAUAGCGGACGUAAGUUUGCUCGUGCAAACUCAAAAGUGCCUCGAUAAGAACGCGCAUGAUGAUAAUGUUGAUAAUAUCCCGAAAUGUGAGAAUCUAGAUACCCAUAAGGAUUCUUUGCCAAAGGACGAAAGGGAGACUCUUCUGCCUUCUUUAAAUUCAUCUUCCAACGAUAUUCACGAUGGCAACAGAGACGCUACUGACGGUGAACAAGCUACACCAAUACGAGAGGUUCAACCUUUGGUUUUACCUUUACGUGAAUCUUUCAUUGGAGUACGAAAGGAGAUUUGAAAUCCCUGUGCGAAAUGAAAUUCAGAAACGUGAGGCUACGGUUAUACUAAAAAUUACAUGAUUUCACUUUGCUUAUCUAAUCACUUUUAAUCAAAGUGAUUAGAACUUAUGCUGAAAUUUAUUCAAUUAUAUUUUGACAAUUGGAUUUUAUGAAUUACAAAGAUUUCGUAAGAAAAGUAUUAACACGAGUCAGACUGUAUGAAUGUAAUAUACAUUUGAUACAAAUGCAAUUGUGUAUACUGUAGUUACACAUUAUUUUGUAAGUUAACUUCCUGAAAGAGGUAUCGUUGCAUAAACUUUUGUCGAGGAGAUACGCAAUGCAAUUAUUGCAAGAAAAGUUUACAUGUGGCAGCAAUAUAGUUGACAGCUUUCAAACGGUUUCAUCGAAAACAUUUGUUUGAAUUUUUCUUUCACGAGGUAGCAUAAGAUAUUUAUGCGCACGCGGUCUGCACAUGAAUACACUAACUUUAUCAUUAACAGUUUGCGCAUAAGAGUCUAACCGUAGCUUAAGAAAUGUAAUACAUUUUUGUAACAAGAAAUGUCGACGAUAUAUCUAUUUUACACUUAAGAAGUAGGUGUCUGAUCGGAAGAGCAUUUUUUAUCAUUUAAUUUACUGAAUAUGAGUACGAUUGAAGAGGUUUCUCUCACAAUCAAAAUAGCCUAUAAGCAUACUGUGUUUUUUCGCUAACCACUCUGAUAUAUUGUAAUUGCACUUGUUAUCAAAUUAUAGGAAAACGGAUACCUAUGCCUAUUAUAGAACUUACAGUAUUUUUCGAGUAUUAAUAUCGCCUUUAUGGAAAAUUAGGUAUAAAAUUAAUUAUCGUUGUCCCUCUCUGGUGAUGAGAUGAAUUCUAUGAAACCCUACUAAUUCCAUUUUCCUGUAUUGUAUAAGCAAAAUGAUUAUCAUUGCUAUCUUCCGUGUAUUCCCUUUAGCGUAGAACAUUUUAUGGAGUAAUUAAGUACGUAAUGGCGCAUUCAAAAGAAUAAUGGUUCACAUUACGGCGUGAGGUGCAUAGGUGGGUCAUAUAUUUUGUCUUGCCUAAUUUUACAACAGAGAUAGAGAAGCAUGGUAAAGCCCGUAUUAAGAAUUACAGUUAAAACUUUUCAUCUCAUCACUAUAGGGCUAAUGAGUACUUGCAAGUGUAGCGUUAUUCCCGCAUCACGAUAAUUAGGGGACACCCACUAGGGGAAAAGAAAAACAUAAGGGACUGAUUAGUGAAAUGGGGCCAAUAACGUAUAUUUGAUAAGUCUUAUUAAAUGAUUCGAAGUUGCCAAUAUGUAAAUUUUGAUGAUGAGGCUCAUCAAAUAUGCAAUGUCAAAUUCGUCAUGCUCUCCCAAUACAAAGCCCCUUUUUUAAUUUAAUUAAUAUAAAUACGAUUCAUGUUUGUUCUCAUUAUCAGCUGAAAGUUGAUUGAAGUUAGUCUUCCUAGUUGACAGUUUCGUGGCUUGUAAGUAAAACAUUAGUAACGCAAUUUGCAAAACAAAAUGUUUUAUCCUUUGAUUUCUUCAAUGUUUAACUCAACGAACAGCAUUAUUUUAUUUGUAUCACGUGAUAAUCUCACCACGCCGAUUGACAGAGAUCUUGUAGAUUGAAUCAAUAUGUUCAGUACAUUGUGUUUAUUGAAAAUAUUUUUAUAUGCUCUGCAAUGAAUAACUUUGAUGCAUGUAAUUUUGAAAUUCUAUUAUCUUCUCGAAAUCGCUAUAUCAAGAGUCAUAGUAGUAGAAAAUAGUACGUAUUGUAAAUAAAUUGAAGUGCCGAUGGAAAAGUA
This is a messenger RNA of Cephus cinctus (wheat stem sawfly), 4489 nucleotides long. RefSeq lists its product as uncharacterized. NCBI's taxonomy places the organism in Eukaryota, Metazoa, Arthropoda, Insecta, Hymenoptera, Cephidae. Gene Ontology annotation, molecular function: protein binding. The coding region runs from base 423 to 2720 and encodes 765 amino acids. The transcript is spliced from 6 exons. The record is from RefSeq and is a predicted model, not a curated record. Gene Ontology annotation, cellular component: plasma membrane.